AUGCUGCAGAUUGAAAAUUGUGCUUUAGUGGAAAUCAAUGUGCGCUGGCUGCGACGCCUGGCUGUGCUUUAUCCUACGGCAACUACCAAAUGGCGCAGAGUGGCCUUAAUUUUGCCCUUUAUUCUGCUGAGUCUGAUGCAGAUUACAUAUCUAUGCAAAGUGUGGGUCGAUUUGCCGCUAUUCAUAUUGAAUAUGUUUUUCGUCGUUGUAAUUUUUCAAUCAAUAUUGCGCACUGCACACUUAGUAAAUUACCAUGUGGAGUUUGAGGAGUUUCUGGCAGAGCUAGUGUCGCUGUUUAUGCCGCUAGAAUCAUCCGAUGACGAUUACAUCAGGCAGCUGCUGCAAGAGGCCGUUGACGAGGCGCUCUCAAACACAAAAUUUAAUUACAUGGCAGGUGUUGUGAACGUCACAGUUGCACUGCUGUUGCCAAUAGUGCGCAAUAUGCGCUCUCAUCCACUUGGCGUGGCCAUUCCCUUUGUCGACGUACUGAACCCUCCCGUGUUUGAGUUAUUAUACUUUAUGCAAGCCUUGAUGCCUGUUGUGCUUACUCUAAUGUAUAUGCCGUUUAUAUGUUUAUUUGUAUCCUUUGCGGUCUUUGGCAAGGCCAUGCUGCAAAUAGUGGCCUAUAAGCUGUCGCUGAUUGAGCAGUUGCCGGAAAAGGAACGCUACCCAUUGCUAAACUCUUGUAUCUACUAUCAUUCGAGAAUCGCACGCUAUGUCAAGCUUUUUGAGGCACUCUUCGCCAAUGUGGUGGGCAUUGAGGUGCUCAUUUUUGGUGGCAUUACUUGCGCAUUGCUAUUCGUCUUAAACAUGGUCACAUCCACAAUGCAAACCGUCUUUAUGAUAAGUUUUGCCUUGACCAUGCUCUACGAGCUCUUCAUCUACUACAAGUACGCCAACGAUGUUCUCAUUGAGAGCACUUUGCUAGCUCAGGCUGUUUACAAUAUUCCCUGGUACGAGUGCAAUAAGCGUUUUUGCCAAUCUUUGCUGCUCUUCUUGAUGCAAACACAAAACCCGUUGGCGAUUAAGGUGGGCAACAUAUAUCCCAUGACUUUGGCCAUGUUUCAAAGCCUGUUGAAUACAUAUUAUUCCUACUUUGCCAUGUUGCGUCGUGUAACCAACAAUUGA
This is a messenger RNA of Drosophila busckii, 1128 nucleotides long. RefSeq names its product odorant receptor 43a (gene Or43a). The record is from RefSeq and is a predicted model, not a curated record. Gene Ontology annotation, biological process: detection of chemical stimulus involved in sensory perception of smell; sensory perception of smell. NCBI's taxonomy places the organism in Eukaryota, Metazoa, Arthropoda, Insecta, Diptera, Drosophilidae. The transcript is spliced from 6 exons. Bases 1 to 1128 code for a protein of 375 amino acids. Gene Ontology annotation, molecular function: olfactory receptor activity; odorant binding. Gene Ontology annotation, cellular component: plasma membrane.